AUGUCCAUCCAGAUGGAAACACAAGACUACAACUGCAUGUUCUUGGGAAUGACACCAACUCAAAUUGUGUGCAAUGAAACCAGUGAACGCCUUUGUACUUCAUCUGAUUGUAUCCGAGCUGCAUCUUAUUUGUUAGAAAGUAUGGACUUUCGAAUCGACCCAUGCGAGGAUUUCUAUGAGUUCACUUGUGGCAACUGGGCUAAAUAUCACACCCGAUUAGAUUCAGUUACCCGAUGGAGUUGGUACGAUAUAAUAACAAAACGAGUUGAGCAUGCGAUUAGAGCUUUUCUCAAAUCAAAACCGGCCGCAUAUGAGUCAAAAGUCAUUGGUCAUUGUCGUACUAUGUACGAGUCUUGUAUGAAAUUGAACACGAGUGAUGAUCAAAUGGAAUCUGGAAGAAGGCGAGCCAAAGAAUUGCUUAAAGAAUAUUGCUUCCCUUACAUUCACAAAGAGGAUCGUAAUUGCACAUUCGAUUGGAAAGCAACCUUGGAAAAAGUAUAUACAUUCCUCGGGCAACUCACAUUCCGUUCAGUCAACAUCUAUUCACCUGGUAUUCAGAAGAAAGUACAGCACUAUAUCGACUUUUUACAACCAUACGAAACGAUCGCAAUUGAUAAUCCGAACGGCUUACAAUCGUUCAUCUGGUGGAUGGUUAUCGAUAAUUUAAUCGGAUCAAUUCGUUUCAAUUACAAUAUCUAUUACCGCAAUAUCUCUAUCAAUCAAUCGAAUCAAUGUGCACAACUUGUAAACGAUCGUAUGGGAAUGUUUCUUGGCGAGGUGAUUGCAAUGCCAAUCUUUCUCAACGAAACGAAACCAAAGCUGUUGAACAGUUUCGAAGAAAUUCGUUCAGCAUUCAAUGAGUUGGUGGAAAAUAGCGAUUGGAUGGACCAACCGACAAAAAGAGCUGUCAUUGAAAAGUCUCAGGCCAUGAAAGUGAAUAUUGGAUUUGCAGAGUUUUUACUGAACAAAACCAAAGUCGAUGAAUAUUUGAAGGAUUUUAAUUUUACCAAUAGUUCGUUUUUAGUGAAUGAACACAUGAUCGCAAUGGGACACUUACAGUUUCCAUUCUAUGGUUUGGGUAUAGAAGCACUGAACUAUGGGGUCGCCAUUUCAACUCUUGGUCAUGAAUUUGUACAUGGAUUCGGAAAGGUAAAAGAUGGAUGGACAAAUCAAACGGAAAACGAGUAUAGAAAUCGAGCCAAUUGCUUUCUUGAACAGUACAAAAACUUUGACAUAUCGGAAAUUGACCAGGCUAUCAAUGGCACAGUAAAUGGCACACGGACAUUGGACGAGAAUAUAGCUGAUACCGUUGGAUUAUUAUUAGCUUACAAGGCGUACAAAAUAUUCAUAAAAAAACAUGGUGAAGAAGAAAUAUUGCCGGCUUUUCAAACAUUUACACCAGAGCAAUUAUUUUUCAUUGGAUAUGGGAAUAGCUAUUGUGCAUCGGCAACUCCGGAAGAAUUGAUGAGAUCAAAUGCGAAUGAUGAACACUCUCUAGAGAAAUUUCGAGUGAAUGGUGUUGUGUCAAAUUUAGAAGAGUUCAGAGCGACUUUUAAAUGUAAGGCCAACUCAAAAAUGGUGUCGAAAAAUCCGUGUCGCAUCUGGUGAUUGUAGAAUUUUCGUAUCAAAUUUCAUGUACUGAUCGUUCCCUGUAAGAAAAAUGUAAUCGUUUUCUUAUAAAUAUUGCAUUC
This is a messenger RNA of Sitodiplosis mosellana (orange wheat blossom midge), 1691 nucleotides long. Its product is annotated as neprilysin-like. Gene Ontology annotation, molecular function: metalloendopeptidase activity. The transcript is spliced from 10 exons. Gene Ontology annotation, biological process: protein processing. Gene Ontology annotation, cellular component: plasma membrane. Bases 1 to 1608 code for a protein of 535 amino acids. Lineage: Eukaryota; Metazoa; Arthropoda; Insecta; Diptera; Cecidomyiidae. The record is from RefSeq and is a predicted model, not a curated record.